This is a messenger RNA of Cimex lectularius (bed bug), 989 nucleotides long. It is a transcript of the gene mRRF1, whose product is annotated as ribosome-recycling factor, mitochondrial. Bases 59 to 832 code for a protein of 257 amino acids. Gene Ontology annotation, molecular function: ribosomal large subunit binding. The transcript has 5 exons. Gene Ontology annotation, biological process: translation. Gene Ontology annotation, cellular component: mitochondrion. The record is from RefSeq and is a predicted model, not a curated record. NCBI's taxonomy places the organism in Eukaryota, Metazoa, Arthropoda, Insecta, Hemiptera, Cimicidae.
GGUUAAGUGAAAGUAAGGUUGUAAACAAAUCCACGCAUUUCUAACAACGCAUUUAAUAAUGUCAAACUUGCGUUGCUUUGUUAAUUGCUUUGUCCGCGGGCACCGAUAUUUUUACACUGGCCGAGAAUUAAUGAAGAAUCCGUUGGACAGACGGAUUCUCCCUUCUUUGCAGAACGAUCUCACCGUUAGGUACUAUGCCAAAGGGAAGGAUAAAAAAAAGGAAGACAAAGGCAAAGGGCAUAAAAAGAAAAUUGAAAUCAAUGAAUUGGCAUUGGCCGAGAACAUCAAUUAUGAUAAGAUGAAGACAGAGAUGGAAUUGAGCAUUGAAAGAAUGAAAGAUAGUUUUGCAAAACAUGUAUCGUUAAGGACAACAACAGGCGCAAUUGAAACUCUGACCAUCACGUACGAGGGAAAAAAGUAUCCUUUAAUGGAAGUUGCUCAAAUAAUGAGAAACAAUCCAAAAACAAUUGUGCUCAACUUGUCCUCCUUUCCGCAGGUAAUACCUGCUGUGUUGAAAUCAUUGUCACAGUCAGGAAUGAACUUGAAUCCGCAGCAGGAUGGAACAACGAUUUUCUUACCUGUCCCAAGAGUAACAAAAGAACAUAGAGAAACUUUAGUCAAAAAUGCCAAGGCCCUAUUCAUUAAAUGCAGGGAUAGUAUCAAAGAUACUAAUCUAAAAAACAUUAAACUAUUAAAAAGCAAAGAGAAAGAAGGCUUAUCCGAAGAUUUGUCUAAUCAACUUAUAGAACAGGUAAAACACAUAGCUGAUGAUUAUAUUCAUCAAGCAGAACAACUUUUUGAAAAGAAGCAAAAUGAAUUGCUGGGGAAUUAAUCUUGCACACAACUAAAUGAUUGAUUAUUUAGCAGAUUGUAGCUGGUUAUAAAAUAUUUUGAAUACUGCAAUAAAUCUAUUAGAAUUUGACUGAACUUAACACAUGUUAUGUAUAAUGUUGAUGAUCAAAAUAUAACUAAAUAAUUUGAAAAUGUUA